ACCGUUGGCUAUGCUAUAAAAUCUUGGACCAUGCACACUUUAUAUGAUGAGUCCCAAAAACAAAAUCUUGGACCAUGGCAAACCAAAACUCUCAUUCAAUUCCCAUUUCAGACCCUGAAACCACCAUUACCAAUCCAACCAAAAAAUUCUCAGCCAACUUGAACUUCCAGAAAGUGAAAAACAACUUGGUUUUACAUUCAAAAUGGGCUGAACUAAAUGGUGCCAUGGGUGACCUUGGCACCUACAUACCAAUAGUUCUUUCCUUAACUCUAUCAAGGAACCUCAACCUUGGUACCACAUUAAUCUUCACAGGUGUAUGCAACAUGCUCACUGGUGUCAUUUAUGGGGUCCCUAUGCCAGUCCAGCCCAUGAAGUCAAUUUCCGCCGAGGCCUUAUCGGACACCACCUUCGGUGUACCGGAGAUAAUGGCAGCUGGAAUCAUGACCAGCGGCGCGGUGUUAUUAUUAGGUGUCACUGGGUUGAUGCAGUUGGUGUACAAGUUUAUUCCUUUAUCUGUUGUGAGGGGAAUUCAACUAGCACAAGGUUUAUCAUUUGCUUUAACUGCUGUUAAAUAUGUGAGGAAAAUGCAAGAUCUUCCAAAGUCUAAAGCUUUAGGUCAAAGACCUUGGUUUGGAUUAGAUGGAUUGGUUUUAGCCAUUGUUUGUGUUUGUUUCAUUGUAAUUGUGAAUGGUGCUGGUGAGAGUGAAAAUCAUAGGUGUUGUAAUAGUGAAGAAAGUGGUGAAAAAAAGAGGACAAGUAGAGUGAAAAAGAUUCUUUUUUCACUUCCUUCUGCUUUUGUAAUCUUUGUUUUAGGUGUUAUUUUGGCAUUCAUAAAAAGGCCUAAUGUGGUGCAUGAAAUUAAGUUUGGACCCUCUUCAAUAGAAGUGGUGAAAUUCACUAAACAUGCUUGGAAGAAAGGUUUUAUCAAAGGUACAAUUCCUCAACUUCCUUUGACAAUCUUGAACUCUGUGAUAGCUGUUUGUAAGUUGUCAAAGGAUUUGUUUCCUGAAAAGGACUUUUCAGUCACUUCACUUUCAGUGACAGUUGGGUUGAUGAAUUUGGUUGGUUGUUGGUUUGGUGCAAUGCCAUCUUGCCAUGGUGCUGGUGGACUAGCAGGACAGUAUAAAUUUGGUGGAAGGAGUGGAGGGUGUGUGGCACUUCUUGGUGUUGCAAAAUUGGUAUUGGGAUUGGUGUUAGGAACUUCUUUGGCACACAUUUUAAUGCAGUUUCCAGUUGGGAUUUUAGGUGUUUUGCUUUUGUUUGCUGGUCUUGAACUUGCUAUGUGUGCUAGGGAUAUGAAUAGCAAAGAAGAUUCCUUUGUGGCACUUAUUUGCACUGCUGUUUCAUUGGUGGGAUCAAGUGCAGCACUAGGAUUUUUGGUUGGAAUGAUUGUGUAUUUGCUUCUUAAGCUAAGGAAUUUGACAAAAGAUAAACCAUAAUAUAGGUCCAUAAAAUGGAUUUGGAUUAUUUGAAGUAACAAAUUUCAUGCGAUCAGAAUAUUGGUGGUCAUUGGAUUGAGACCGAACUUUGCAGAAAGCAAGCAAAUUUCACACGGUCUGAAAAUAUUGAGCUUGAAAUCAAAAUUGUCCAGUCCUAACUGAAUUACCGACACUGUAUUGAUUGCAUGAAUGUGUGGGAUUUGUGAUGACAAGCCAAAUCCCCAUAAAAGUACCUAGCAAAUGUAGCUCUGAAAAGUCUUCAAUAAAAUGUUUGUUGUUAUUAGUUAUCUAUUUUAGUAUUGUAAAAGUGGCUGCAACAAUAACAUAAUAGUUCUUGAGGUCUUUGCAAUUAAAAUUGGAGCGCAGUUUGUUGUCGACUUA
Messenger RNA from Medicago truncatula (barrel medic), 1820 nucleotides. Its product is annotated as molybdate transporter 1. Gene Ontology annotation, biological process: molybdate ion transport. Bases 75 to 1439 code for a protein of 454 amino acids. Gene Ontology annotation, molecular function: molybdate ion transmembrane transporter activity. Lineage: Eukaryota; Viridiplantae; Streptophyta; Magnoliopsida; Fabales; Fabaceae. The record is from RefSeq and is a predicted model, not a curated record. The transcript is spliced from 2 exons.